Molecule: messenger RNA, 507 nt
Organism: Arachis stenosperma
Lineage: Eukaryota; Viridiplantae; Streptophyta; Magnoliopsida; Fabales; Fabaceae
Product: protein FAR1-RELATED SEQUENCE 11-like
Exons: 1
Coding region: 1-507 (168 amino acids)
Source: RefSeq, a predicted model, not a curated record
AUGUGCUUCGGCACAUUAGAAGAUGCACGUGCAUAUUAUUAUCGAUAUGCGGCUAGGACUGGAUUUGUCGUCAAAAUAAGAACCACCGGCUGGGAGACCAUAAACGAUCAGAGGGUGGUUGUUAAUCAAGCUUUGCAUUGUAACAGAGAUGGAUACCGCACAUCCCAUAUAAAGGCACCCCAGAGAAGGAAAACAGUGGCCUCAACAAACUGCAAAGCCCGUUGCUAUUUGGCAUUAGAUAAAAUGACAGGGCAGUGGAGAAUUUCUCGAGUAGAGGUAUCCCACUCACACCCGCUUAAUCCGAAGCUAUCUGGAAUGUUCUCAGCAAACCGUCAGCUAAGUAUGCAUGUGAAGGACCUGAUACAGCAAAAUGACCAAGCUGGCAUUAGACCGAGUAAGACGUACCAGGCACUAGCCAAUGCAGUCGGUGGCCCUGCCAACCUCACCUUUACAGAGAAGGAUGUUAGAAAUUACAUUAGUCGUCACUUACGCAUUUUCCGGGGAUGA